CUCAAUGCGCAGGCUCAGAUCUGUUUAUUUGGUACACAAACACCUAGCAGGAAGCCCCGCUAAGGAUUUGGCCGAACAGAUGUAGUGGCCUGGAGGCAAGUGUGUGCCUGAAGAGAGGAGCGAGACCCAGGGCCAGGCCUGCCCAGCCAUGACCGAGUGCUUCCUGCCCCCAAGCAGCAGCCCAGCUGAGGUGCGCCGGGCGGAGCACCCGGGGGGGGUGGCCCGUACCCCCAGUUCAGAGGAGAUCAGUCCCACCAAGUUCCCUGGGCUGUACCGGACCAGCGAGCCAUCACCCCCCCACGACGGUCACCACCAUCAUGAGGUCAUUGACGCCGUGUCAGAUGACGACAAAGAACACGGGAAGAAGAAGAACAAGUUCAAAAAAAAGGAAAAGAGGACCGAGGGUUACGCAGCCUUCCAGGAGGACAGCUCGGCGGACGAGGCCGAGAGCCCCUCCAAGAUGAAGCGUUCCAAGGGAAUCCACGUGUUCAAGAAGCCCAGCUUCUCCAAGAAGAAGGAGAAGGACUUCAAGGUGAAAGACAAGGGCCCUAAAGAGGACAAGGAGAAGAAGGACAAGAAGUCCAAGGACCUGACUGCUGCCGACGUGGUCAAACAGUGGAAGGAGAAGAAGAAGAAGAAGAAGCCCACAGCAGAGCCUGAACCUGUUUCUGUGGAGACGCCCACCUUCAGGCCGAUCUUUGGAGCUCCGCUGGCUGAGGCUGUGAAGAGAACUGCCUUGUACGAUGGCAUCCAGCUACCAGCCGUGUUCAGAGAGUGUGUGGACUACAUUGAGAGCUAUGGCAUGAAGUGUGAAGGCAUCUACCGUGUCUCUGGUAUGAAGUCGAAGGUGGAUGAGCUGAAGGCUGCAUAUGACCGUGAGGAGUGUCCGUGUCUGGAGGAGUAUGACCCCCACACAGUGGCCAGCCUGUUGAAACAGUACCUCAGAGAACUGCCUGAGAACCUGCUGGGAAGAGACUUGGCUCAGCGCUUUGAGGAUGCCUGCAGUCGACAGAGCGAGGUUGAUAAGAUGACAGAGUUCCAGCGUCUGUUGACGGAGGUUGCCCCUGGCAGCCGUCUGCUGCUGUCCUGGCUGGUCACACACAUGGACCACGUCAUCACCAGGGAGACGGACACCAAGAUGAACAUCCAGAAUAUAUCCAUCGUACUCAACCCUACUGUACAGAUUGGGAACCGGGUGUUGUAUGUGUUCUUCACCCAUGUCCGGGAGCUGUUUGGAGAGGUUUACCUGAGGCCUGUGUCGCGUCCCCUCCGCUGGUCCAACAUGGCCACCAUGCCGGCCCUGCCCGAGACCCAGGACAGCAUUAAAGAGGAGAUCCGGAGACAGGAGUUCUUGUUGAAUUGCCUCCACAGGGACCUCCAGGCUGGGAUUAAAGACCUGUCUAAAGAGGAGAGACUGUGGGAGGUGCAGCGCAUCCUCACCGCUCUCAAACGCAAACUACGGGAGGCCAAGCGGCAGGAGUGUGAGAGUAAGAUUGCACAGGAGAUAGCCAGUCUCUCUAAAGAAGAUGUGUCAAAAGAAGAAAUGACUGAGAACGAGGAAGAGGUGGUCAACAUCCUACUGGCACAGGAGAAUGAGAUCCUCACCGAACAGGAGGAGUUGAUCUCUCUGGAGCAGGUGUUAAGAAGACAGAUAGCCACGGAGAAAGAGGAGAUCGAGAGGCUGAGGGCUGAGAUCGCCGACAUACAGAGUCGUCAGCAGGGUCGCAGUGAGACGGAGGAGUACUCUUCAGACAGCGAGAGUGAGAGUGAAGAUGAGGAGGAGCUACAGAUGAUUCUGGAAGACUUGCAGAAACAGAAUGAGGAGCUGGAAAACAAGAACACCCACCUCAACCAGGCCAUCCACGAAGAGCAGGAAGCCAUUUUGGAACUCCGUGUUCAGCUUCGCCUCCUCCAGACCCACAAGCUGCAACAGCAGGAGCUGACAGCCCCGCCCCCAGCUGAGCAGGCUCCGCCUACACAGUGCAGCCCCGAAGGCCGGAACGAGGAACGGACCAGGCACUCCGUGGCUGCUGUUGUGAACGCCGCUGUGACGGAGCCAAUGACUGAAGCCAAGAACGGGAAAGCUACCGGACCUAAGGACCUCCCUAAACCGUCCCCCAGUAAAGAUAGGAGAGAGACCAACCUAUGAACUCCUCUAUCCUUCACCUCCUUAUCCUUCAGCUCAGCCUCUGUCUGUCCAUCCCACUACUUCACUUCUGUCAUUCUAUUCAUCCCUCUCUUCAACCUCCUUACACCUUUGUCUCCAAUCCAACCCCCCCCCCCCCCCCCCAGCCAAAUGUGGAGAGGGGGGAGAAGGGGGAGAAGGGGGAGUGGGAGGUGGUGAGGUGAGACAGCAGGGCUCAUAGUCCUCUUCUAAUCUCUAAUGUUUGUCCCGUCUUGUUCAUUCUCAGUUAAGGGACUCCGCUGAUUCUAGGUCAGCCCUUGAUCAAAAUGGGUCCUGACCCGUAACUUAUAGAAACCUAAUCUUUCUAUAAUAGAACGGCGGUUUAAGACGGGCUGUGCUAAACCCACUACAUUGAAAACAACUCGUCUUAAUGGUUCUCAGCCCCAAUCCUCAGCCACUGUAUGGAGGGGAUCUCAACCACUGUGCCAUACUUACUGAAGCUGAGACGCACUGACCAGUUGCGUUGUAGAAUCACUAUUUCAACAACAUGCUCUUUAAAUAAAUGAAGAAUUUAUAAUUUGGACUAUCUAUAUAUAUAUUAUAUAUAUAUAUAUAUUUAAAUAGUAUUCUGGAGGACAUUGGGAGAAGACUAAUCAUUGCAAAUAUAUUAAUUUUAAGUGUACCUACCUGAUGCCAUUUAUCCAUGAAUAUAAUAUAUUGUCGAUUGUUUUUGUUGUGUGAAGCUGAAGACGAAGGAGCACAGCCACGUCUUCUUCACUUAGCAGAGCUGUGCCUGGUAAAACUAACCUGUGAACGAUCCUUAUAACACAUUUAUAAACCUACACAUAUUGCAUAUGAAAUGCUUAUGUCAACUCAUGAAAUGCUUACAUACAGUCAAAAAAUGCGGUACGUAUAGCUUAUGAAUGUGUUAUGAAGUCCUUAGGUACCCUUGUUGUAAAAUUGUAACAAAUAUCUCCAUAUCCAUGUCAGAGGGUAUUCCGUUAGGCUCCAAACGGGAAAGAAACUGCCUUUCAGUUUCAAAAUGUUUUUCAACGUUGUGGGCCCUGAUGAACACAACCCAGUGAGUAAACAAGCCAAGAUUAUGAGUCAGUCAUUUCAGAAUACAGACUGUAGACAAGGAACUGUUCCAAUGAAAACGUGCUAUCUGUCUUUCUCUCUGUCCGAUCUGUGAUGGGUGAAGGCAAAGGAAGUGUACAUUGUUGUAAAAUUUUAAACAUGCUGUAUUUUCAGCUUGUCUUAUGUUGUCUUUUCUGUUUUUUUUUUUUAUAUAUAUAAUUAAUGAUCUGAAUUACCUGAAUGAAGAUUAUAGGUUGACUGCUCUCCAAUCUACAGCAUUGAAGCUUGUUAUGAGCAAUUCCUGGCUACUGGCAGGGAAGUGAUUUAUUAUUGUUUAUUAAGGACUCGCUGGUGAUUGACGCAGUUUAUGACUAUGAUUUAAUCCUUUGCAUAAGAUUAUUUUCAUAUUGUUAAAGGCUUUUGUAGCUUCCUGUGGCUGUAAACAAUAAAGUGUCAAAUUCAAUAAUGUGGUUUCUCAUUGGUAAUGUUUUUAAUAAAUUACAUGGGACUGCGUUGCCCUGGCGUGCUGCAUCAGAAACAGAAGUUUAUCAAGCAUCUAUGAAGACGCUGAUGUGAACCUUUCAACUGUAUUUAUGGGAGAGCAACAAGCACCCUUUGAUAGCGCAGUACAUUUAAUCAGAAGUACAAAAUAAAUGUUGAUUGCUGAUUUUGUCCAUAAUAAACAGUUACAUGAAUGGC
Messenger RNA from Esox lucius (northern pike), 3901 nucleotides. RefSeq names its product ralA binding protein 1 (gene ralbp1). Gene Ontology annotation, biological process: small GTPase-mediated signal transduction; endocytosis; positive regulation of GTPase activity. Gene Ontology annotation, molecular function: small GTPase binding; GTPase activator activity. Lineage: Eukaryota; Metazoa; Chordata; Actinopteri; Esociformes; Esocidae. The record is from RefSeq and is a predicted model, not a curated record. The transcript is spliced from 13 exons. Bases 149 to 2149 code for a protein of 666 amino acids. Gene Ontology annotation, cellular component: membrane.